Messenger RNA from Sander lucioperca (pikeperch), 4767 nucleotides. RefSeq lists its product as uncharacterized. The record is from RefSeq and is a predicted model, not a curated record. NCBI's taxonomy places the organism in Eukaryota, Metazoa, Chordata, Actinopteri, Perciformes, Percidae. The transcript is spliced from 7 exons. The coding region runs from base 166 to 4767 and encodes 1533 amino acids. Gene Ontology annotation, molecular function: methyltransferase activity; protein binding; GTP binding.
AGAUACUGCAGUGCUGCAGUGGAGACAAGUCUCUGUGUUUCUCUCUGAAGAAAAAGUCCACAGGAUCCAUCAGGUUUUUGUCAACAAAACAGCAGAAUCUGCACCAACAGCUGUGAUGUCAACCUUGUUCCCAGAGCUCAGAUAUUAACUAGUCCAGGCUGAGCAAUGGACUCUGGAGCCAGCAGGACGAUGGAGGUGGCGGCGCUCGGCCGGCCUUUUGGCCUCGGGAUGUUGUACGACUGCCGCCAAGACUCACUCAUCCAAGGAAUGACAUUGUGGGACUUUGAUGACCUGAAAGAUCAUAUUAAAGAAAGACCGCAGAACUAUAAUGAUUUUGAGAUAGUGGCCUCUGAAUCAAUUGCAGAUAAAACUUCAGCACUAAAUAUUGAAGCAUCACUUAAGGCAAGUUUUUUUAGUGGACUGGUAGAGGUUGGAGGAUCGGCCAAAUAUCUGAAUGACACUAAGACUUCCAAAAAUCAGGCCAGAGUAACUCUGAAGUACAAAGCUACCACAAAGGUCAAGGAACUGUCGAUGGAUCAUCUUGGAAGAGACCAUGUGAAGCAUCCAUAUGUCUUUGAUAAAGGAUUAGCAACACAUGUAGUCACAGCUAUUCUUUAUGGGGCACAAGCCUUCUUUGUCUUUGACCGCGAUGUGUCCGAAAACGAAAAUCAUCAAGACAUUCACGGCAUGUUGAAGGUGAUAAUCAAGAAGAUACCCAGCAUUACAAUAGAGGGUGAAGGUUCCCUGAAAAUGGAAGACAAACACAAAGAACAUGUUGACACAUUCUCCUGCAGAUUCUUUGGAGACUUUUCCCUGCAGAAAUCUCCUACAACCUUUCAGGAUGCAGUUGAAGUCUACCAAAGUCUCCCAAAAUUGUUGGGAGCCAACGGAGAAAACGUCGUACCAAUGAAGGUCUGGCUUUUGCCAUUGACAAUUAUAGAUUCUUCUGCUGCUAAACUUGUCCAUCAGAUAAGUGCAAGGUUAGUUCAAGAAUCACAGAGAGUCCUGGAGGACUUCAGUGAGCUGGAAAUAAGGUACAAUGAUGCACUGAGAACCACCAUUGCACAGCAGUUCCCACAGAUUGGCGACAAGAUUAAACAAGUUAAAGAAAUGUGCUUUGAGUUCAAGCUGGGCUUCCAACAAACCUUGGCAAACAAGCUUCCAUCAAUCCGAGGAGGAGGCGAAGAGGAGGAUGGGCUCGCAGAGAUCCUGAAGAAGAGACAUUCUUCUCCUUUCAACAGCAAAAACCUGAAUGAGUGGAUGGACUGUAAAGAGAGAGAAAUUGACACAUUGAUGUCUUUCACCAACAUGAUGAAAAACACCAAGAUCGUUCCAUCUCAAACAGACCUGUACACAGAAAGUUUCAGUGCAGACCAUGCUGUGUGUUUUGUCUUCAACUCAUUGGGACGUGAUGAACCGUACCUCUCAGCUUUAUCAAACUACUUAAAACAAACACCAGACAACCCUCAGGAUGCACAUACUCAAGAUGUAGAGAAGGAUCAAUGGUACGCCUCAAGAGAAGUAGCAGAAGUGAUGCAUAAGGCAAAGCUCUUCAGUGACUUUGCAGAGGCCAACAAGGAGAACAAGAAGAUUAAGUUCCUGACAGUGGGUUCAACAAAUGAGACACAGAAAGGUUCAAGCAUCUACCUUUAUAAAGAAGGCUUUUCUGUCAAUGAGAACUUUGAGCCGCCUUCAAAGCCUGAAACAGUGACAAUAAGUGAUAUUAACCUCAACAGUGUGACUCUGAAGGUUUCUCCACCCAGAUUUGGAGCAGAGGACAUCACCUCCUACUCUGUUGAGUACUGUGUCAGUGGAGAGGAUGAAUGGAAACAGAAGAAAGCAUCAAAAGCUGAAGAAGUCACAGUGAGCAAUCUGAGUCCUAACACAGAGUAUAUGUUCAGAUGCAGAGCAGUGACCUCAGUAGGUGUUGGGCCAGCCAAAUUUAGUGGUUCCACUAAAACGUUACCUUGCAGCCCUCCUGGAAAACCUCGAGUUGAAGCAAACUCAAGAGAGAUAUCAGUUAGCUGGGAGAAACCUGCUGAGCUUGGACAAGAUGUCCACAUUUUGAGCUACAUCGUGGAGUACGCCAAAACAGACAACGGGAUGAAAGAGGAAGAACUCCAAUGGAACGAAAUGAUGGCAGGAGCUGAAAAGGCGAUCAUAUCAGAGCUUCAGUCAGACACAGAAUAUGUUGUCAGGGUCAAAUGUGAUUGUGGUGAAGCUGGCAGAAGCAAAGAAAGCAUCACUGUUAACGUCCGCACAACAAAGCUAACAGAAUCCCUCAGAAGUACAAGCAAAAGGAUGAAUUCUGAAUCACCAUCAGUUUACAAACUGACUCUGACAGAAGAAGAUAUGAACAUCAGUGGAUGCCGAAGAUUCAGUUUUGGCAACGAAAGCACAAGGCAGAAUCACACUAUAAUGCUUUUCGGGGUGACCAGAUCAGGAAAGUCCACUCUGAUCAAUGCAAUGAUCAACUACAUAGUUGGUGUAAAGUGGAAGGACAACUUCAGAUUCAAAUUACUUGAUGAGGAUCAGUUCAGAUCACAAGCUGAAAGUCAGACCUCUGAAGUCACUGUGUACAAAAUCAACCACCAGGAUGGUUUUAAAAUCAACUACUCACUGACCAUUGUUGACACUCCAGGCUUUGGAGAUACAGGAGACAUAGAAAGAGACGAGGAGAUCAUUGAACAUCUGCGCAAUCUCUUCUCUGCUGAGUGUUUCAGUGAAAUUGAUGCUGUGUGUUUCGUAGCUCAAGCUACUUUAACACAACUCACACCAUCACAGAAAUGUUUGUUUGAUUAUCUGCUCUCAAUCUUUGGCAAAGAUGUGGCAGAAAAUAUCCGGGUUCUGGUGACAUCUGCAGACGGCCAGCAACCACCAGUUCUAAAGGCAAUCACUGCUUCAGGUGUCCCAUGUCCUAAAACAAAAGACGGGCUACCAGUUCACUUCAAAUUUAAUAAUUCAAUGUUGUUUGCAGACAACAAAUCAUCUGCAGCAGACAGCAUGAGUGAGCAUGAUGAUGAUGAUGGAGGAUUUGAUCAGAUGUUUUGGAACAUGGGAACAAAAGGCAUGCAGAGGUUCUUUGUUGCUUUAAAUGUCAUAGACACCAAAAGCUUGACAAUGACGAAAGACAUCCUCAGAGAAAGAAAGCAGCUUGAGAAGUCACAUGAAGAUUUGCAGAAGCAGGUUAAAAGUGGGCUAGCCAAGCUUGAGGAGAUCAGAGGGACAAUUGGAAUACUUAGAAAACAUAAGGCAGAGAGCAGCAGAAAUGAAAACUUUGUGUUUGAAUUCACUGUAAGGAAGCCUGUUAAAGUAUUUAUUUCUGGAUCUUACAAGUACAGGUGGGAGUAUUGGGAGGUAAAGGAAAAAAUAACAAUAAUAGAGCUGAAAAAGAAGUACCAAAAAGCCACAAAGACACCUGUUAAGGUAUUGAUUGACGAACUGGACAACAAAGAGGUGGCCAUCAAGUCUGUGGUCUCUGCAGAUCACCAGCCCCUCACACUCUCCACCACCGACGUGUGUGUGGCACUGAGCAGGAUUAAUGCAUGCAAGGCUGCUGGUCCUGAUGGUAUCCCCAGACGCGUACUCUGGGCCUGUGCUGUGCAGCUGACUGAGGUUUGGACUGACAUAUUUAAUCUGUCACUAGCCCAGGCAGCUGUCCCCGCGUGCUUUAAAACCACCUCCAUCGUGCCAGUGCCAAAACACUCCACUGCAACAAGUCUUAAUGACUUCCGUCCAGUUGCACUCACCCCCAUCAUAAUGAAGUGCUUCAAGAGGCUGGUCCUGGCCCAUCUCAAGACCUGCUUAGCUGUUAGCUGGGAGAAACCUGCUGGGCUUGGACAAGAUGUCCACAUUUUGAGCUACAUCGUGGAGUACGCCAAAACAGACAACGGGAUGAAAGAGGAAGAUCUCCAAUGGAACGAAAUGAUGGCAGGAGCUGAAAAGGCGAUCAUAUCAGAGCUUCAGUCAGAGACAGAAUAUGUUGUCAGGGGAUGUGUGCUGAGCCCUCUCCUUUACUUCCCUUUCACCUACGAUUGCACACCUGUUCAUGGCUCCAACACCAUUGUCAAGUUUGCAGACGACACUACGGUGAUUGGUCUCAUCAGCAACAACGAUGAGACGGCCUACAGGGAGGAGGUCCAGCACCUAUCCUUGUGGUGCACUUACAACAACCUGGCUCUCAACACCAAGAAGACCAAAGAGCUCAUUGUGGACUUCAAGAAGUCUAAAGCUGGCACACACACCCCAAUUCUCAUCAACGGGACUGAGGUGGAGCGUGUCACCAGCUUCAGGUUUCUGGGUGUCCACAUCUCUGAGGACCUCUCUUGGACCCUCAACACCUCUACCCUGAUCAAGAAGGCUCACCAGUGUCUCUUCUUUCUGAGGAGACUCAAGAAGGUCCACCUGUCUCCUCAGAUCCUGGUGAACUUCUACCGUUGCACCAUCGAGAGCAUCCUCACCAACUGUGUCACAGUUUGGUAUGGCAACUGCUCUGCCCUUGACCGGAAAGCACUGCAGAGGGUGGUGAAAACUGCCCAACGCAUCAACGGUUCCUCACUCCCCUCCAUCGAGACCAUCCAGGGCAAGCGAUGCUUGUGUAAGGCGCGUAGCAUCAUCAAAGACUGUUCUCACCCCAACCACAGCCUGUUCACCCCACUCCCAUCAAGGAGGCGUCUCAGGUCUCUCCACACCCGGACCAGCAGGUUCAGAGGAAGCUUCUUUCCUGCAGCUGUCACCCUACUGAACUCUUGCUCUGCAUCCCGGUGA